This is a messenger RNA of Ilex paraguariensis (yerba mate), 708 nucleotides long. The record is from the annotation of a GenBank genome assembly. Lineage: Eukaryota; Viridiplantae; Streptophyta; Magnoliopsida; Aquifoliales; Aquifoliaceae.
AUGUUCACCAAAUUCCUAAGUCCACUAAAUUCCUCAGAUAUAUGUGUUGCAGAGGAAUGGAGUAUAGGUGUAGUUGAGGGAGGGAGGAUAUUAAAGUGGUUUGUGUUUCGUGAAUUGGUCAUAGCAAAUUACUACCCAUCAAUUUUGCUCUCGAUUAGACAGCCAGAAUCACCUGAAGACAUUCGGCAAGGCAAGGAGGAAAUAGGAGAUGGCCAAGACAUUCUUGUAAGGGUAUAUUCAGAGUGCCUCACCGGUGACAUGUUUGGGUUAGCUAGAUGUGACUGUGGUAAUCAGCUGGCACUUGCAAUGCAGCAAAUUGAGGUAGCUGGCAGGGGUGUGCUGGUGUAUCUCGAUGAUGGACGCGACACUGUUGAAGCCAGUGAAGAGCUGGGGUUACCUGUCGAUUCCAUGGAGUAUGGCAUUAGUGCUCAGAUUCUACGAGAUUUGGGUGUACGUACAAUGAAGUUGAUAACAAACAAUCCUACAAAAUACGUUGGACUCAAAGGUUAUUGUCUGACAAUCUCCGGCUGGGUGUCGUUGCUAACUCCAAUAGCUAGUGAAAAUAGAAGAUAUUUAGAGACCAAACAUGCAAAAAUGGAGAAUAUUUAUGGUUUGGGUUCCAGUGGCCAUGUAAAUGGCACCAUGUGUGAGAAUGGCAGAGUAAGCAACAACCAACCAACUGAUACUGAUAUUGUCCGAGAGACAUGA